AUGCAGAGCUCCAGGUCAAUCCUGUUCCAGGUGUGUUUGAGUCUGGUGGUUUCUAUUGGUUCCUGCACCUGCAAACCUCUCAAUAAUGACAUCCAGAGAGAGGACCCUGAGGGACACUACUCACAGCUAUCAGAGGAGGACCUUCUGGAGGAGGAAGACACCGACUCCAGGAUCGAGAACCUCCUGGGAACCAUGAAGGAGGGUUUUUUGAGGAAACUCAACCUGUCAGAUGUUCCUCAGGAGCACAGCAAGAUCUACCCUCCUCAGUUCAUGAUGGAGCUCUACAACAAGUACGCCUCGAACAGCUUGGCAAUCCCUCAGUCUGAUGUCAUACGAAGCUUCACUGUCCAAGAUAUCACUCUCUCUCUAACAAAUGGCACAAAGUCAAAACACAGACUGCAGUUUAACGUCAGCAUCCCCAACCAUGAAAAGAUCACUACUGCUGAACUACAGCUCUUCUUCUUCCCAGAUCCCAGGUCAAGGGUCACCUCCCACAGUUUCAAGGCCACGGUCAAAGUCUAUGAAGUGGAUUACAACGAUUUCACAUCCACCACCCAAUUACUGGUUGGCAAAGAGGUGACAGGCUCGCAGAGCACGUGGGAGACGUUGGAUGUGACCAGAGCUUUUCAGAGCUGGAUCAAGUUGGGCCAUGGAGCAACUUUUUUUGAUGUAGUGGUGGAUAGGAAGAUCUGUGGGUCUUCUAAUGAUGGAGAAGAAGGAGCAGGCUGUUUAAAUAUGAGCUUGUCUGUUGGAGAUAGCACUUCAGCAGCGUUAAUAGUGUUCUCAGAUGACUUGGGUAGCAGGAGAAGGGAGACAAAGAAGGAAUUAAGAGAGAUGAUCCUCCACGAAGAAGAAACCAUCUUGCACUCGGGUGCUGACUGGAAUAGAGGAGAUCAGCUUCCAAAUGAGAUCCCGGAGGCCCAGCAUCCACGGAGACAGAAACGAAAGGCAGAGAGGGAAUACUGCCGACGGACCUCUCUCAAGGUCAACUUUAAAGACAUCGGCUGGGACAGCUGGAUCGUGGCGCCUCCAGAAUAUGACGCGUUUGAAUGUCGAGGCCUGUGUUACCACCCGCUGACGGACGAGUCGACCCCGUCAAAACACGCCCUCAUCCAGACGUUGAUCAACAUCAGGAAUCCCAAGAAGGCCAACAUGGCGUGCUGUGUUCCCAUCAGACUAGACCCCAUCACAGUCAUGUAUCAGGAGAAUGGACGCCUCACUAUAAGAUACCUUUAUGAAGAGAUGAAGGUGGCAGAGUGUGGCUGCAGGUAG
This is a messenger RNA of Micropterus dolomieu (smallmouth bass), 1272 nucleotides long. RefSeq names its product growth differentiation factor 2 (gene gdf2). Gene Ontology annotation, biological process: SMAD protein signal transduction; BMP signaling pathway. Gene Ontology annotation, cellular component: extracellular region. The transcript has 2 exons. Gene Ontology annotation, molecular function: cytokine activity; growth factor activity. The record is from RefSeq and is a predicted model, not a curated record. NCBI's taxonomy places the organism in Eukaryota, Metazoa, Chordata, Actinopteri, Centrarchiformes, Centrarchidae. The coding region runs from base 1 to 1272 and encodes 423 amino acids.